AUGAGCCUCGACGCGGAGAGCCUUCUAAGGGGUCAGGAAGACCUGUUCGGGCGCAUCGCCCGCGCGAUGGAAAACCUGAAGAAGUCUGGUGCAGCAAGCAUAACGACUGGCACUAUCGAGACGAGAAUAAAGAUUCUCGACACUCAUUGGGCCAAAUUCGAUGCGACGCACGACGUGCUCCGGGGAGGUCACUGGAAGACAAUCAGUGAACUGGAGUAUAUAAAAUCCGAUUUGUACGGAAUGACUGAGGAAACCUAUGCGGUGCAGCGGGCCGCCCUCCUCGACAGCCUGGAAGAGCUGCGGGGCAAGGUAUUGGAAACCUCUAAUUUGUCGACGGUCAGGGAGGCAGAAGGAUCGAAGCGGAGAACGCUCCCACGCAUUCAGUUACCCUCCUUCUCUGGCAAGUUCGACGAAUGGCCAGCCUUCAAGGAUCUCUUCCGGUCCAUCAUCCACGGAGAUACCUCGUUGUCAGACGUCGAAAAGCUGCACUACCUGAGAAGCUGCCUGAAGGAGGAGGCGGAGCAGUUGGUCCGCAACAUCCCCGCGACCGCGGAAAAUUACGCUCGGGUGUGGCGCACGCUCUCGGAACACUACGAGAACAAGCGUCUUCUCGUGAGAGCAUGCUUCUCAUCCUUUACCGCGCUUCCCAAGAUGAAGAUGGAGAUGCUCGACCUGCGCACCCGCCGGGAGUGGGAGACCACCAUCAGUGGAACCACGGAACCUCCGUCCUACGGCGAGUUGCGAACCUUCCUCGAGGGCCACAUGAGGACACUGGAAGCCCUGCACCCUGGGAGCAGCGAGACGAAUGCUUCGGGGACAAAGGGAGGAGCCGCACCGCGCGCCGCGCGAACGCACCUUGCACAGAAGCAGGUCAGGACGACGAAGUGCUCAUUGUGUCGAAAGGAGCACUACAUCCUCUCGUGCGGGGAAUUUCAGAAAAAAUCGCCGCGCGAACGCAAGGAAUACGCCGAGGCGAACGAGCUGUGCCUUAACUGCUUCGGUAAGCAUCGACUGAGCACGUGUCCGUCAAGAAAAUCUUGCGCGGCUUGCAAGCAACGCCACCACAGCUCCAUACACGACGUCUGCUCUACGGUCAAGAGCGAGGUAGGAGAAGCGUCAGCACUGCAUGUCCGCAACGAAGGGAACGAAAGAGACGCGGUCUUGUUGGCGACGGCGAGAGUUGCGGUAACCGACCGAUUUGGCACUUUAGUUCCCGCGCGCGCGUUAAUCGACCCCGGAUCGGAGGUCUCACUGGCGGCGGAGUCGCUCUUGAAGAGGUUGCGCCUCCCGCGUGCUCCGGCGUCUACGGUGAUUCUGGGGGUUGGCGGACAAGAAACCGGCGUCUCUCGCGGCAGGGUGAUGCUAACGGUUUCAUCUCAGACCUCUGACGCCUCGAUUCCCGUUCCUGCGCUGAUAUUGCCACACAUCACGACUUACAGCGGGCGCAUGGGUCCCCUCAAAACGAUGUGGCCUCACGUGCGCGAUCUACCACUCGCGGACCCGGACUUCGGAGCAGCGGAUCCGAUCGAGAUCCUUCUUGGCGCGGACGUAUAUCCUGCAAUCGUGGAGGAGGGCCUUCGAAGGGGCGAACGUGGCGCGCCCGUCGCGCAGCGAACCUCGCUCGGGUGGAUUUUGUCGGGACUCGUGAGUGGGGCCGCCCCGCCGGGGCCCGUCGUGUCGCUCCAAUGCUUGACUGGGGAGGAUCUGACGAGCCUGGUGAAGACCUUCUGGGAACAGGAGGAGCCCUCGCGGGUUCCGCUCCCCCUCACCGAGGCCGACCGUCACUGUGAGGAGCACUUCGAGCGCACUCACCGAAGGCUUGCGAAUGGACGAUACGUGGUGCGCCUCCCCAUCGCUCCCAACCUACCCUCGCUCGCGGACUCACGCAGACCCGCCUUGAGCACCUUAAAGAGCAUGGAGCGAAAAUUCGCGGCGGAUCCGGAGUUUCGAGCCAUGUACACCACCUUCAUGGCCGAAUACGAGACACUUAAGCACAUGUCUCCUGCAGCGCCGGGACAGUCGCGAGUCUGCUUCCUGCCGCAUCACGGGGUCGUCAAGAAAACUGGAAACACG
This is a messenger RNA of Wasmannia auropunctata (little fire ant), 2073 nucleotides long. RefSeq lists its product as uncharacterized. The annotation marks the transcript as partial. The transcript has 2 exons. Lineage: Eukaryota; Metazoa; Arthropoda; Insecta; Hymenoptera; Formicidae. The record is from RefSeq and is a predicted model, not a curated record. Gene Ontology annotation, biological process: proteolysis. Gene Ontology annotation, molecular function: aspartic-type endopeptidase activity.